AAAUGUAGCAUGAAAUAGUUUACCUGCAGAAACAUUGGACACGAGUUACUUGCAGUAAGUUUAAAUGAUGGUAUAUCUGUGAUCAGCAGCCAUGAUUUGGGUUCGAUCGCUGCUGGUUAUUGUCUCGGUGUUGUUGCUGAUUGGAGGCAGCGGCAUCUUCCAGUAUUCCCUGACAGCUUCCUUCACCAUGUCCCAUGACCCCUCUUGCAUCUACACUACCAGCACAUCCGACUCCUCUGCACUCCGCUGUGUCACUUCUCCUGGAAACUGUCACCCAUGGAUACAAGCAUCCGUCAUGGAACCUGUGCUCUUCACAGGAGUCAGACUGGCUGCAGAAGGACUAAGCAAAGACUUGGAUGCAUUGAAAGCAUUCAAAAUAAGCUAUUCCCAUGAUGCUUUGACCUGGAAGUAUCUUAAACCCAAAACCCUGAAAAAGAAAAUUAAGAAGGAUACAAGAGGUAAAUCUGCUGCUGCUGCUGGUGGUGCCCCGAUGUUUACCAUCCCCUGCCACUUUACAGCCAAACACCUGCGGGUUGAUCUACUGGCAGAGAGCAAGAGUAACAGAACAUGUCUCCACUUCAACCUUGUGGAACAAAAUGCUGUAGCAGUGAUGCCUGAGAGUGGAGGAGAGACCUUCAUCUUUACUGCUCUCUAUCAGCCCUCUAGCAUCAACACCAACAACACAAGGAAGCCACAUACCAGAGCAUCAACACAUCACUUGUCAAUAGGACGGACACUGCUACAAAUCUCAGAACUAUCGCUGGUUUUAAGCUGUACCUCAGGGUGUGGAGGGGACUGGAGCGAGCCUGUGACCCUGACAGUAACCUGCAUCAACUGUGGCGGACUGGGCAGUGUCAGCUACACAUGGGACAUACAGAUAGUACAACUGGAAGACCUGCCACGGGAGGUUUGGGAGGAUCGAGCCGUGUUUAGCAGUGAUAAUACAACGCUUACCUUGCCUGGCAGAUUCUUCAACCCUUUUGAGUCCUACGUAGUCAGUGUCUCAGGUACCAGCUCAGUGACAGAAGGGGGAGUGAACUAUACCAUCCCAGCCAAAGAACACACAUUAUACAUCACCUCCAGCAUCAAUACAACCUCCGCCUCAGUUGACAGCCGUGUGACUUUCUUAGUGCUGCUGAACAGUUCCGACUCAGACGUGUUGAUCGAGUUUGGAGAGUACGACAGCUGCAUACCCAACUUAGCCACCGUUUCAAAUACGACGAGAAGGACAUACCCACUCUCCAUGUUUUUACUGUCAAAUUACACAAAGGGGUUAAAAUAUGCAGUUUUCGACUUUCAGUUUCAUACUGAUGGCAACUUCAUCAUCAGUGCGACAACAACCGGCUUCCCAUCCAGUUCCUCUGAAGUCUCUGUUUCAGUAGUGUAUGAGAAGAUGGAAGUUGGUAUGUGCACUAAUAAUACCCACAUGAUCAAUGCUUCAACGAGUUUUCAGAAUGCUGAAAUCUGGGGCCUCUUAGAGGACUUGUACUUCAAAACCAGCGGGGGCGAUGCAUGUCCGUCUCUUACUGAAAGCUAUUCAUGGUCUCUUCAACGUUACACGGCUGGCAGCACGAGUAAAUGCACUUUGGAGGAGGACUUUGAAGCUCUGGAUUUGUAUGCUAACACUACACAUAAUCAAGUGCUGUCUAUUCCAUCUGGACAUUUAUCUGAUGGCCAUUACAAGCUUUGUCUGGCUUUGGAUAAGCAUAAUAACUCAGUCUUACUUGGCACAAGGACUGUUUGUGGCUUUAUUCAGUUACAGGAUGAUGAUUAUGAUGAUAUUCAAGAUCAUAUCAGCUGUACACAUGAGUGUCCUGGGGGCUGCACCGAGUCCGUGUCCCUGACGGCAUUAUGCACAGACUGUCAGGGCAACUACAGUUGGAACAUUCAGAAAAUAGGCUAUGGACUGCUCCCUCAGCAGGUGUGGGAGAAUCGUGCUGUGUCCUUCAGCAACAACGCAACACUGACUCUUCCUGGUGACUUCUUCAACCCUUUUGAAAGCUACAGCAUCAACGUCUCAGGUUCAUAUUUCUGGUUUACUGUGGAAGCAGUUUGCUUCAUUUCAUCAAACGACAACAAAGUGUACAUAACAUCCGACAGCAACACCACCUCAGUCCCUGUAGACAGCUACAUAACAUUCCUGCUGCUGGUCAAUGAUUCCUCCUCUUCAGUGUCCGUGGACAUUGGUGGACAGGACUCCUGCAUCCCCAGCCUUCAGACUCUUACACCAUCAGUCAGAAGUAGCUACCCUCUUUCUACCUUUCUGCUGUCUUCAUCCACAGAGGGACUGACAUAUGCCUUGUUUGGGACACAUUUGGGAAGGGGUGGCAACUUCAUCAUCAAUGCAUCAACAACUAGCCCCACACCCAGCCAGUCCCUAACAUCACUGGAUGUAGUGUAUGAGAAGAUUGAUGUGGGACAGUGUACUAAUGACACCAUUGUGAAUGGAACAUCCAGGAGUAUUCAAGCUGCCCCAGUGUACUUUAGAAGCCGUGAUUUGUACUUUAGUCUGUACACUACAGUGUCCUGUGUGUUAACCUCCCAGAACUACCACUGGACAGUGGUGUCUUACAAAGAGGAGGAUACCAGCAUGUGUUAUAGGGAGGAAGAUUUUGAAUCUGUCACCUUGGCUGCUGGCAGUGGGAACAGUGAGGUUCUUCACAUCUCUGCAGGGGCUUUACCUCAGGGUUAUUACAGAGUAGGCGUGACCUUUGAAAAACAUGACUCCAAUUCCUCUGUGGGCAGCAGAACUCUGUAUGGUUUCCUGCAGGUUGUAAAUGAGCCCCUUGUUGUCGUAAUGUCCCCCAGCGUCACACAUCUGGCCCAUGAUAGAAAUCUCCCUCUUGUCCUUAAUGCCAGUGCCAGCUACAACCCCAACGUGGGCCUUCCCACUACAAUCAGGUAUUCCUGGUAUUGCCAAAUAGACGGUCAGCCGUGUGAUUGUGUGCCUAAAAUGUGGCCUGGUGUCGGAAAUGACACUCAAAUAAUUCCUUUCACAGAACCAGUACUGAGGAUGGAAGGACGAUAUUUGACUGCAGGUCAGAACUACUCCUUCACUAUGACCCUAGACUCGGACAAUGUGACCGGGGGCAACCACACUGUCCUGGUGGCGGUCAGUGGUGUUGUCAGCAUGCAACUGCAGAUCAACUGUACAUCAGGGUGUGGGGACGAUUCUACAGAGCCUGUGACCCUGACAGUAGCCUGCACUGACUGUGACGGACUGGGCAGUGUCACCUACACAUGGGACAUACACAAAGGCCAAGUCGGGGUGCUGCCUCCUCAGAUGUGGGAGGGUCAUGCUGUGUUGAACAGCGACAAAACAACACUGAAUUUACCUGGACACUUCUUCAACCCAUUUGAGCUCUACAACAUCAGCAUCACAGCCCUAACCAAUGCUUCAUCUGAGGGGUCUGCUGUCCACAUGAUGCCAGUCAGGGAGGACCAAGUAUACAUAACAUCCGACAGCAACACCACCUCAGUCCCUGUAGACAGCUACAUAACAUUCCUGCUGCUGGUCAAUGAUUCCUCCUCUUCAAUGUCGGUGGACAUUGGUGGACAGGACUCCUGCAUCCCCAGCCUUCAUACUCUUACACCAUCAGUCAGAAGUAGCUACCCUCUUUCUACCUUUCUGCUGUCUUCAUCCACAGAGGGACUGACAUAUGCCUUGUUUGGGACACAUUUGGGAAGGGGUGGCAACUUCAUCAUCAAUGCAUCAACAACUAGCCCCACACCCAGCCAGUCCCUAACAUCACUGGAUGUAGUGUAUGAGAAGAUUGAUGUGGGACAGUGUACUAAUGACACCAUUGUGAAUGGAACAUACAGGAGUAUUCAAGCUGCCCCAGUGUACUUUAGAAGCCGUGAUUUGUACUUUAGUCUGUACACUACAGUGUCCUGUGUGUUAACCUCCCAGAACUACCACUGGACAGUGGUGUCUUACAAAGAGGAGGAUACCAGCAUGUGUUAUAGGGAGGAAGAUUUUGAAUCUGUCACCUUGGCUGCUGGCAGUGGGAACAGUGAGGUUCUUCACAUCUCUGCAGGGGCUUUACCUCAGGGUUAUUACAGAGUAGGCAUGACCUUUGAAAAACAUGACUCCAAUUCCUCUGUGGGCAGCAGAACUCUGUAUGGUUUCCUGCAGGUUGUAAAUGAGCCCCUUGUUGUCGUAAUGUCCCCCAGCGUCACACAUCUGGCCCAUGAUAGAAAUCUCCCUCUUGUCCUUAAUGCCAGUGCCAGCUACAACCCCAACGUGGGCCUUCCCACUACAAUCAGGUAUUCCUGGUAUUGCCAAAUAGACGGUCAGCCGUGUGAUUGUGUGCCUAAAAUGUGGCCUGGUGUCGGAAAUGACACUCAAAUAAUUCCUUUCACAGAACCAGUACUGAGGAUGGAAGGACGAUAUUUGACUGCAGGUCAGAACUACUCCUUCACUAUGACCCUAGACUCGGACAAUGUGACCGGGGGCAACCACACUGUCCUGGUGGCGGUCAGUGGUGUUGUCAGCAUGCAACUGCAGAUCAACUGUACAUCAGGGUGUGGGGACGAUUCUACAGAGCCUGUGACCCUGACAGUAGCCUGCACUGACUGUGACGGACUGGGCAGUGUCACCUACACAUGGGACAUACACAAAGGCCAAGUCGGGGUGCUGCCUCCUCAGAUGUGGGAGGGUCAUGCUGUGUUGAACAGCGACAAAACAACACUGAAUUUACCUGGACACUUCUUCAACCCAUUUGAGCUCUACAACAUCAGCAUCACAGCCCUAACCAAUGCUUCAUCUGAGGGGUCUGCUGUCCACAUGAUGCCAGUCAGGGAGGACCAAGUAUACAUAACAUCCGACAGCAACACCACCUCAGUCCCUGUAGACAGCUACAUAACAUUCCUGCUGCUGGUCAAUGAUUCCUCCUCUUCAAUGUCGGUGGACAUUGGUGGACAGGACUCCUGCAUCCCCAGCCUUCAUACUCUUACACCAUCAGUCAGAAGUAGCUACCCUCUUUCUACCUUUCUGCUGUCUUCAUCCACAGAGGGACUGACAUAUGCCUUGUUUGGGACACAUUUGGGAAGGGGUGGCAACUUCAUCAUCAAUGCAUCAACAACUAGCCCCACACCCAGCCAGUCCCUAACAUCACUGGAUGUAGUGUAUGAGAAGAUUGAUGUGGGACAGUGUACUAAUGACACCAUUGUGAAUGGAACAUCCAGGAGUAUUCAAGCUGCCCCAGUGUACUUUAGAAGCCGUGAUUUGUACUUUAGUCUGUACACUACAGUGUCCUGUGUGUUAACCUCCCAGAACUACCACUGGACAGUGGUGUCUUACAAAGAGGAGGAUACCAGCAUGUGUUAUAGGGAGGAAGAUUUUGAAUCUGUCACCUUGGCUGCUGGCAGUGGGAACAGUGAGGUUCUUCACAUCUCUGCAGGGGCUUUACCUCAGGGUUAUUACAGAGUAGGCAUGACCUUUGAAAAACAUGACUCCAAUUCCUCUGUGGGCAGCAGAACUCUGUAUGGUUUCCUGCAGGUUGUAAAUGAGCCCCUUGUUGUCGUAAUGUCCCCCAGCGUCACACAUCUGGCCCAUGAUAGAAAUCUCCCUCUUGUCCUUAAUGCCAGUGCCAGCUACAACCCCAACGUGGGCCUUCCCACUACAAUCAGGUAUUCCUGGUAUUGCCAAAUAGACGGUCAGCCGUGUGAUUGUGUGCCUAAAAUGUGGCCUGGUGUCGGAAAUGACACUCAAAUAAUUCCUUUCACAGAACCAGUACUGAGGAUGGAAGGACGAUAUUUGACUGCAGGUCAGAACUACUCCUUCACUAUGACCCUAGACUCGGACAAUGUGACCGGGGGCAACCACACUGUCCUGGUGGCGGUCAGUGGUGUUGUCAGCAUGCAACUGCAGAUCAACUGUACAUCAGGGUGUGGGGACGAUUCUACAGAGCCUGUGACCCUGACAGUAGCCUGCACUGACUGUGACGGACUGGGCAGUGUCACCUACACAUGGGACAUACACAAAGGCCAAGUCGGGGUGCUGCCUCCUCAGAUGUGGGAGGGUCAUGCUGUGUUGAACAGCGACAAAACAACACUGACUUUACCUGGACACUUCUUCAACCCAUUUGAGCUCUACAACAUCAGCGUCACAGCCCUAACCAAUGCUUCAUCUGAGGGGUCUGCUGUCCACAUGAUGCCAGUCAGGGAGGACAAAGUAUACAUAACAUCCGACAGCAACACCACCUCAGUCCCUGUAGACAGCUACAUAACAUUCCUGCUGCUGGUCAAUGAUUCCUCCUCUUCAGUGUCAGUGGACAUUGGUGGACAGGACUCCUGCAUCCCCAGCCUUCAAACUCUUACACCAUCAGUCAGAAGUAGCUACCCUCUUUCUACCUUUCUGCUGUCUUCAUCCACAGAGGGACUGACAUAUGCCUUGUUUGGGACACAUUUGGGAAGGGGUGGCAACUUCAUCAUCAAUGCAUCAACAACUAGCCCCACACCCAGCCAGUCCCUAACAUCACUGGAUGUAGUGUAUGAGAAGAUUGAUGUGGGACAGUGUACUAAUGACACCAUUGUGAAUGGAACAUCCAGGAGUAUUCAAGCUGCCCCAGUGUACUUUAGAAGCCGUGAUUUGUACUUUAGUCUGUACAGUACAGUGUCCUGUGUGUUAACCUCCCAGAACUACCACUGGACAGUGGUGUCUUACAAAGAGGAGGAUACCAGCAUGUGUUAUAGGGAGGAAGAUUUUGAAUCUGUCACCUUGGCUGCUGGCAGUGGGAACAGUGAGGUUCUUCACAUCUCUGCAGGGGCUUUACCUCAGGGUUAUUACAGAGUAGGCAUGACCUUUGAAAAACAUGACUCCAAUUCCUCUGUGGGCAGCAGAACUCUGUAUGGUUUCCUGCAGGUUGUAAAUGAGCCCCUUGUUGUCGUAAUGUCCCCCAGCGUCUCACAUCUGGCCCAUGAUAGAAAUCUCCCUCUUGUCCUUAAUGCCAGUGCCAGCUACAACCCCAACGUGGGCCUUCCCACUACAAUCAGGUAUUCCUGGUAUUGCCAAAUAGACGGUCAGCCGUGUGAUUGUGUGCCUAAAAUGUGGCCUGGUGUCGGAAAUGACACUCAAAUAAUUCCUUUCACAGAACCAGUACUGAGGAUGGAAGGACGAUAUUUGACUGCAGGUCAGAACUACUCCUUCACUAUGACCCUAGACUCGGACAAUGUGACCGGGGGCAACCACACUGUCCUGGUGGCGGUCAGUGGUGUUGUCAGCAUGCAACUGCAGAUCAACUGUACAUCAGGGUGUGGGGACGAUUCUACAGAGCCUGUGACCCUGACAGUAGCCUGCACUGACUGUGACGGACUGGGCAGUGUCACCUACACAUGGGACAUACACAAAGGCCAAGUCGGGGUGCUGCCUCCUCAGAUGUGGGAGGGUCAUGCUGUGUUGAACAGCGACAAAACAACACUGACUUUACCUGGACACUUCUUCAACCCAUUUGAGCUCUACAACAUCAGCAUCACAGCCCUAACCAAUGCUUCAUCUGAGGGGUCUGCUGUCCACAUGAUGCCAGUCAGGGAGGACAAAGUAUACAUAACAUCCGACAGCAACACCACCUCAGUCCCUGUAGACAGCUACAUAACAUUCCUGCUGCUGGUCAAUGAUUCCUCCUCUUCAGUGUCAGUGGACAUUGGUGGACAGGACUCCUGCAUCCCCAGCCUUCAAACUCUUACACCAUCAGUCAGAAGUAGCUACCCUCUUUCUACCUUUCUGCUGUCUUCAUCCACAGAGGGACUGACAUAUGCCUUGUUUGGGACACAUUUGGGAAGGGGUGGCAACUUCAUCAUCAAUGCAUCAACAACUAGCCCCACACCCAGCCAGUCCCUAACAUCACUGGAUGUAGUGUAUGAGAAGAUUGAUGUGGGACAGUGUACUAAUGACACCAUUGUGAAUGGAACAUCCAGGAGUAUUCAAGCUGCCCCAGUGUACUUUAGAAGCCGUGAUUUGUACUUUAGUCUGUACACUACAGUGUCCUGUGUGUUAACCUCCCAGAACUACCACUGGACAGUGGUGUCUUACAAAGAGGAGGAUACCAGCAUGUGUUAUAGGGAGGAAGAUUUUGAAUCUGUCACCUUGGCUGCUGGCAGUGGGAACAGUGAGGUUCUUCACAUCUCUGCAGGGGCUUUACCUCAGGGUUAUUACAGAGUAGGCGUGACCUUUGAAAAACAUGACUCCCAUUCCUCUGUGGGCAGCAGAACUCUGUAUGGUUUCCUGCAGGUUGUAAAUGAGCCCCUUGUUGUCGUAAUGUCCCCCAGCGUCACACAUCUGGCCCAUGAUAGAAAUCUCCCUCUUGUCCUUAAUGCCAGUGCCAGCUACAACCCCAACGUGGGCCUUCCCACUACAAUCAGGUAUUCCUGGUAUUGCCAAAUAGACGGACAGCCGUGUGAUUGUGUGCCUAAGAUGUGGCCUGGUGUCGGAAAUGACACUCAAAUAAUUCCUUUAACAGAACCAGUACUGAGGAUGGAAGGACGAUAUUUGACUGCAGGUCAGAACUACUCCUUCACUAUGACCCUAGACUCGGACAAUGUGACCGGGGGCAACCACACUGUCCUGGUGGCGGUCAGUGGUGUUGUCAGCAUGCAACUGGAGAUCAACUGUACAUCAGGGUGUGGGGACGAUUCUACAGAGCCUGUGACCCUGACAGUAGCCUGCACUGACUGUGACGGACUGGGCAGUGUCACCUACACAUGGGACAUACACAAAGGCCAAGUCGGGGUGCUGCCUCCUCAGAUGUGGGAGGGUCAUGCUGUGUUGAACAGCGACAAAACAACACUGACUUUACCUGGACACUUCUUCAACCCAUUUGAGCUCUACAACAUCAGCAUCACAGCCCUAACCAAUGCUUCAUCUGAGGGGUCUGCUGUCCACAUGAUGCCAGUCAGGGAGGACAAAGUGUACAUAACGUCCAACAGCAACACCACCUCAGUCCCUGUAGACAGCUACAUAACAUUCCUGCUGCUGGUCAAUGAUUCCUCCUCUUCAGUGUCGGUGGACAUUGGUGGACAGGACUCCUGCAUCCCCAGCCUUCAAACUCUUACACCAUCAGUCAGAAGUAGCUACCCUCUUUCUACCUUUCUGCUGUCUUCAUCCACAGAGGGACUGACAUAUGCCUUGUUUGGGACACAUUUGGGAAGUGGUGGCAACUUCAUCAUCAAUGCAUCAACAACUAGCCCCACACCCAGCCAGUCCCUAACAUCACUGGAUGUAGUGUAUGAGAAGAUUGAUGUGGGACAGUGUACUAAUGACACCAUUGUGAAUGGAACAUCCAGGAGUAUUCAAGCUGCCCCAGUGUACUUUAGAAGCCGUGAUUUGUACUUUAGUCUGUACACUACAGUGUCCUGUGUGUUAACCUCCCAGAACUACCACUGGACAGUGGUGUCUUACAAAGAGGAGGAUACCAGCAUGUGUUAUAGGGAGGAAGAUUUUGAAUCUGUCACCUUGGCUGCUGGCAGUGGGAACAGUGAGGUUCUUCACAUCUCUGCAGGGGCUUUACCUCAGGGUUAUUACAGAGUAGGCGUGACCUUUGAAAAACAUGACUCCAAUUCCUCUGUGGGCAGCAGAACUCUGUAUGGUUUCCUGCAGGUUGUAAAUGAGCCCCUUGUUGUCGUAAUGUCCCCCAGCGUCACACAUCUGGCCCAUGAUAGAAAUCUCCCUCUUGUCCUUAAUGCCAGUGCCAGCUACAACCCCAACGUGGGCCUUCCCACUACAAUCAGGUAUUCCUGGCAUUGCCAAAUGGACGGUCAGCCAUGUGACUGUGUGCUUAAGAUGUGGCCUGGUGUCGGAAAUGACACUCAAAUAAUUCCUUUCACAGAACCAGUACUGACAAUUGAAGGCCGACAUUUGACUGCAGGUCAGAACUACUCCUUCACUAUGACCCUAGACUCGGACAAUGUGACCGGCAGCAACCACACUGUCCUGGUGGCGGUCAGCGGUGUUGUCAGUCUGCAUUUCAACAUCAGCUGUGAAAGUGGGUGUGGUGGGAUAUUUGAGCCUUCAGAAACUCUUUCCUUCAAAGUGAGCUGCCUUGACUGUUUUGGAACAGUCACUUACUCGUGGAGGGUUGAGCGGAACGGCAUGGAGGGCCUCCCAGUCACCUCGUGGGCUCCAAAUGCUGUGGUAGGCAGUGACGGAUCUCUCACUGUGCCUCCCGGCACCUUAAUGCCAUGGGAGUCAUACAACUUCAUUGUCCGAGGCACAAUCAACCCUUCAGGCGAGGCAUCCUAUACUAUUGGCUUUCAAGACUAUCACGUGUUCCUCUUACCCCAAAACAUCAGUGUAUCCACAGGGAGCCUUCUCCUGUUCCUUGUACUGAGCAGUUCAUCUAAUGAAGUGGUAAUACAGCUAGCAAUAGAUACCACAUACCUGUGUACAUCCAGCAUGUCAGUAGUAACACCAGCAGGAAGAGCCACCUAUCCUCUAUCGUUCUUCAACCUGACAGAUCAGACUGACAGUCAGACCUACCAAGUCAUCAGUCAGCAGUUUACAGUACCAGGCGUGUAUAUCAUCUCGGCGUACACCAACGUCGGUGAUGAAACGUUCUCUUCGACAUUAACAGUCACUGUACAAAAUGCACACAGUUGUUCAAUGAGCGUUGAAAUCCUCGGUGUUGGGGAUAGCUUACUGACAGCUACAGAGUACACUUUGGGCCAUGACAUCCAUUUUACAUCCACAUACUCGUCUGUGUGCGAGGAGAUGACCAUUUUGUCAUACAACUGGACAGUAUCCCAAGACUUGAUCAGUGAUCCACAUAGAUGCAGAUUUGAAGAUGAUUUUCAAGAGGUGACCCUGCCAGUGACCUCUGCGGUAGUGUUAAGUGAGUCGUUUCAUAUCGGCAAAAAGAUACUGCCCCUUGGCUACAACAGGCUGUGUUUGGUGAUCGUCUUCAGGACAGGAUCUGUUGAAUACCAGAGUCAAGCAUGUGGUUAUUUGAAAAUGCUCACAGAACCAUUAGUGACAUCACUGUCUCCUUCUGCAUCUUUCCUGACACUGCCCAGAAAUCGCCCCCUGGUGCUGAAUGCCAGCACAAGCUAUAACCCCAACUCAGAUGACCAGUCAAACAUCAGUUUUGCCUGGUCCUGUGCACAGAACGGAGGGUUAUGUGACUUCUUCAACACUAUGUGGCCGGGACAGAGUGCUGACAGCAUCCUGCCAGUUUCAGGAGCAGUUUUGACAAUACCAUCAGAUCUGCUCACACUUGAGCAAACAUACAGAGUGAGUAUUAGACUGUCAAAGUCAGGAUUGGAAGGAUCAGCCGCAAAUAUCAGUGUCCUCAUCACCAACCCAACGACACCAUCACUCCUUGUGAGGUGUAAGUUGGGUUGUGGGGUGAAGCUGAACCCGUCCGAGCUCCUGGCUUUGGAAGCUGUGUGUGUCAACUGUGAUGACAGUGGACUGUCCAUACAGACCUAUCAGUGGUCCGUCACCCGCUCCUCCACAAACCUGCCUAUAGAUGCAGCCAAGCUUGCUGUUGGAACAACUACCGGCAUUCGUCAGUCAGUGUUUGUACUGUCGGCCAACUUCUUUGAGGUCUCCGAUGUUUAUGACAUCAGGGUAACAGCAACCAACAGUGAGUCUGAGGAAGGUGCCACAGUUUACACUGUGAUCACCAACAGCCCCCCUAGCCCCGGGUCCUGCAGCAUCUCCCCCCAGUCAGGCCAGGCCAUCGUCACCCAGUUCACUGCCAUGUGCAACAACUUCGUAGAUGAAGACUUGCCCUUGCUGUAUCGGAUGUAUCUGCAGAAUGAAGCUGGGCAAAAUGACAUGCUGCUGUACUAUGGCCAGGAGUCGUCAACCUCCCACCUGACACUUCCUGCAGGGCUGGAGAGCAGGAACUACACACACAAUGUGUCCAUCCUGGUGUUUGAUUCUUAUGAUACAAGCACCUCUGUCACUGUCUCGGUACAGGUGCUCAGCCUUCAGACAGGGUCUGAGUCUGUGAGUGAAGUACUUCGGGACAUGGUCCAAAACUUGUCAGUAACAACAAGCAGUCAGGCAGGCAAUCAAGAUAUUCUACGAUUGGCUGAAAAUAUUGCUACAAGUCUCAAUGACGAAGUUGGUGACUCAGCUGAAGAAAGUAAAGUUAAACGAUCAGAGACUCGCGAGAUUCUUCUGACGAAACUGUCCGAUGUUGAAAUAAAAAGUCAAGACUCCCUUGAGCAGAUGACCAACAUUAUCGGAGAACUCACCACAACAACUGUAGAACUUACAGAUACUAUGCAGGACCUUGCUGUCAAUGUUAGUGCCCAUCUGACUGAGAGCUUGGGAGAUGUAGCAGAAACUGCACCCACAGUGGCCAAAUCCAUAGCUAUGAAGCAGCUCCUCAUCCUGGAGAACCUCAUAGAGCUGACUGUUAACCCAGGGGCAGAGACGACUCCAGCCCCGGGUUCAGGAACCAGCAUCCCACCAACCAAGACAAAGAUAGAAGAAAAGACAAAGCCGAUUCUAGAUGUGUACGAGAAAAUUGGAGACGCCAUGUUGCGAGGAAUACAGUUUGCCUCUGAGGAACCACUACAUAUAGAGUCUAAGAAGACGUCUCUGGCACUUGCCUGGACUAAGGCAGAUGACGACAGUGACAUGGAGCUGACUGCUAAACUACAGGACAAUGGACAGGCGGGACAAAUUAAGAUUCCAAUCAAGUCAAGUCUCCAGAAAAGCUCUACAAUCAGCACUGAUGUUGAAGCAGUCAAUGUUCAGGUCCAGGUGAUGUCAAGCAAUCCUUUUGUUUGGGAUGACUCAGCUGAGGGCAUCAACCUCCCGAUUGUCAACAUCAUCCUGAAGAGCCGAGGGCUGCAUGGAAGGAAGCUGACGCUGGAGGACCUGCUGAAGCCCGCUGACAUCAUCAUCACUGAUAACACAACAGUCUCUGAGCAUGCCUGGGAGAACCAUGAGCUAAACGUAACUGUUGACAGCAACAGCAACAACAUCAUCUCCUCAGACAGCAAAGCCAUCAAAAUCGCCAGCAACAGCUCAUUGAUGGUCAAACUUAAUAGUGUAAACACUUCUCUCACACUAAAGGUAUUGGUCAAAAUUAACAGCGUCCUCUUCGCCAAUGAGGUAGUAGACUCUGGAUUUGACAUGCCACUCUCCCCCAACCUGUUACUGCGGUCAGGGAACUUAACCCAGGCCCCGGACCUGGUGUUCCUGCCCAAGAUGGAGGGCAAUGACUCCUACUAUACUGUCGGUUUCACAAUCAAGCCUGGCCAGAGUCUGGACACAGAAGGGCUAAAGAAUGGAACACUGGUGAAUGUGAGAGUCGAGACCUACAGUUUGACCUGCUCCUACUGGGACGAAGGCCUGGAGAUGUGGAGCACCAGGGGCUGUCUGGUUAGUCCAUUCACGACACUGGAGAGCCUUCAUUGUCUGUGCAACCAUCUGUCGGUGUUUUCGGGAGGUAUCUUUGUGGCUCCCAACACUGUCAAUCCCGUCACAGAUAUUGUUCUCUUCCUACAAUUCUUUGACAACCCUGUUGUUGUGUCAGCUGUCAUUGCCCUGUGGGGAGUUUACCUUCUUGUUCUGUCCUGGGCAAGACAGAAGGAUAAGGACGAUGCCAAAAAGAAAUCAUUACAGAUAGGAACCACAGUACUGGCUGACAAUGACCCCAGUGACAAGUAUGUGUACCUGAUCUGUGUGGUGACUAGCUGGUGGCCCCAGGCCGGUACCACCGCCAAUAUCUUCCUCUACCUCCGGGCACGCUACAGGCAGAGUGCUCGUCACAUCCUGGCAGACCCACAUCGGAAGCUGUUCACUCCCGGGGCAGAGAAUUGGUUUGUCCUCACCACCAGCAGGAGACUCGGCAAAUUGAAAUCUGUUGUUGUCUGGCAUGACAACAAGGGGAAGAACCCAUCUUGGUUCUUGAAGGAGGUGGUAGUCCGUGACAUCCAGACUAAAGAAGUAUGGCACUGUCUGUAUGAUGACUGGCUUGCUGUCGACAGAGGACCUGGCUUCAUCCAGGUGGAAAUCCCAUCUCUCAGUCAGACCAACAUGGAUGAUCAUCACCUGUACCAAUUCAUGCUCCAGUCCAGUCAAGACUUCCGGAACAGUCAUCUGUGGAUCAGCAUCUUCUCCAAGCCAGCCUACAACCAGUUCACGCGAGCCCAGCGGCUGACGUGCGGCCUGUGUCUGCUCCUCACCACCAUGUUGACCAGCAUCAUGUUCCAUGGGGUGCCCACCGACGCCCCGGAGGACCAGGUCCAGAGUGGCCAGGUGGCUCUGUCUCUCAGUGGAAUUGUCAUAGGAAUCCAGAGUGGCUUGAUUAUGUUUCCUAUCAAUACUAUCUUCCUUGAGCUCUUUACUCGGACAGCUCCUAAAGAAGUUCCAAGUUUGAAAUCAUUGCCGGGGGAGGGAAAUAGGGAUGCUACAAGUAAGACUGGAAAGGAUGAGGUAUGUGAAGAAGAUAUAGAGAUUUCUAUUUGUAAUACAAGAACAGAGUCAGGGUCACGGAAAGCUAAAUGCAAAGAUCUGAAGUGCUGUGUUUCAAGGAAUUCUUCUGAAGUGGUCAGUGAUUCUGAGUCAACUGGAUCUAACGCAGAUAAACCUUCAGUAAAAGAAAAAAGGAGUGAUAAGGUGGAUUUUGUAAAAGCAGACACCUGUGGUGGGGAUUCAGUAACAGUAGGCACGGAUGAAGUGGAUUUGGCAAUGUCACGUGCAAGGAGAAAAAGCAGUACAACACAGACAGUUGACGCAAAGAAAAAAGUGAAAAAGUCAUUCAGCUUCCCCUGGUGGUUCCUGUACAUUACCUGGACACUGUGCCUGGCUACCUGCAUCAUCUGCUCCUUCUUUGUGAUGCUGUACGGCCUCAAGUACGGCUACCAGAAGAGUGUGGACUGGCUUGUGUCUUUCUUAACUGCCUUCACGCAGAGCGCCACCGUCACUCAGCCAAUCAAGGUGGUCGUCCUGGCAGUGCUCCUCACACAAAUACUCAAGCGACCAGUGAAUUACGACAGCUGGACGCCUACUGAAGAGGAGGAAGUGGAGACGUUGAGAGAGAAAGUGGCAUCACAAGUUAAAUCUCAAGUGACUGAUCACCAGCGAUAUUACACCCCCCCACUGUCCACUCGAGUGCUGCAGGAAAUUUGUAAAAGAAUCCAACUUGAUAACAAAGCCAGGAUGAUACUGUAUGAGAUUCUUCUGUAUUUCACCUUUGUGGCGAUAGUUCUACUGAUGAUCUAUGGUCACAGGGACAUCAACCUGGUGUACAGGGUCACCCACACCACAGAGACUAUGUUCACAGAGGGCACAGGAUUUAGUGAGGUGUCCACAGUGGACUCCAUGUGGAAGUACCUGCAGGGGGACUUUCUGAACAACCUUGUGUCAGGCACUGAUGCUUCAUCCCCAACAUCUUGCCAAGCUUCGUACCUUCUGGGAAAAGCUCGACUGAGGCAGCUGAGAUUGAAUCCUGGUACAUGUUCCUAUCCAGCAAUUAUGAAAAAGUUUGCAUCCGUCUCCUGUACGGGCCCUUAUUGGCUAUCAGAUGAAGAAACUGGUCACUACAACACCUCCUGGUCCAAGUCUGUGGCCACCCCUGCCACAACCACAAUGUACACCUACCAGUCUUCAUUCCAGUUGGUCACCAUACCAUUUGUUGGCCUGCUUGCCACCUACUCGGGUGGCGGCUACGUCCAGGAGCUGCCCAGGUUACCAGACAGCGCCAGAGGUGUCAUGGACAUUAUCCAAAGUUCGGACUGGAUCGAUCAGUACACUCGGGCCCUGUUUGUGGAAUUCAAUCUGUAUAACCCGAAUGUUAACCUGCUGAGUGUCGUCAUCCUGGUGUUUGAAUUCACCAACUUGGGAGGUGUGUUUCCUUACUACCAGAUCUUCACAUCAAAGCUGUAUCACUACAGUGGGGAGUUUGAACAGUUUGUGGCAGCGUGUGAAGCCAUGUUUCUCAUAUAUGUAAUUAUUUUCACAUACCUGGAAAUCAAAAAGUACAGACAGAUGUCAACCUCUGAAUAUUUCCAGGACACCUGGAGUUAUGUUGAGAUUAUCAUCCUUGCUCUGUCCUACACUGUCUUCGGGCUGUUCAUACAGAGGAUUGUCACAGUGGACUAUUCCAUCAAACUCUACAAAGAGUCCAUGGGACAGUCCUUCGUCAGUUUCUACCCUGCAGCUUCGAUCGACAUCAUCCUACAGUACGUCAUGGCAGCACUUUCAAUUUUCAUAAUUCUCAAAGUCUUCAAACUACUCCGAUUCAACUUAAGAAUGUCCAUCUUAGCUGGAAGUUUAAAACGCUGCAGAGGCAUCUUGUUUCAGUUCUUCAUCAAAGUUUUCUUGUACACAAUGGCCUUUGCUUGUUUUGGUCUGUUAGUGUUUGCCACUGAGCUUCAGGAGUACAGUAGCUUUGGUACAAGUUUAAUAACAUUGUUCAAUUUUGCCUUGGGAGCAUCAGAUUAUUUUGGACUUGAAUCGGCAAGUAGGACCCUAGGGCCUGCGUUCUUCUUCAUGUUUUCCUUCCUAUUUCAGUUCCUACUGAUCAGUAUUUUCAUUUCGAUUGUCAUGGAUGGCUAUGCUUCUAUGGUAGAGCAUGUUCUCUCACUGCACACAGAGUUACACAUGGUGGAGUUUAUCUGGAGGAAGAUCAAGCUCCGCACCAUGAAAGACAAGAAGAGGAAGAACGCCUACCAGAGAGACCUUUAUAAAAUCCAAACCAGAAGGUGAAACUGUUAAUACUGGUCAGUUGUGGUCUGAAGCCAUCGGAUCAGCGCAUGAAACUGUUGAUACUUGUCUGUUGUGGCGUGAAGCCAUCGGAUCAGCGAAUGAAACUGUUGAUACUUGUCUGUUGUGGCCUGAAGCCAUCGGAUCAGCGAAUGAAACUGUUGAUACUUGUCUGUUGUGGCCUGAAGCCAUCGGAUCCGCACAUGAAAUUGUUGAUACUUGGCCUGAAGCCAUCGGAUCAGCGAACGAAACUGUUGAUACUUGUCUGUUGUGGCCUGAAGCCAUCGGAUCAGCGAAUGAAACUGUUGAUACUUGUCUGUUGUGGCCUGAAGCCAUCGGAUCAGCGAAUGAAACUGUUGAUACUUGUCUGUUGUGGCCUGAAGCCAUCGGAUCAGCGCAUGAAACUGUUGAUACUUGGCCUGAAGCCAUCGAAUCAGCGAAUGAAACUGUUGAUACUUGUCUGUUGUGGCCUGAAGCCAUCGGAUCAGCGAAUGAAACUGUUGAUACUUGUCUGUUGUGGCCUGAAGCCAUCGGAUCAGCGAGUGAAACUGUUGAUACUUGUCUGUUUUGGUAUAUAUAUAGCAAUCAGAUCAGUAGGUGACACUUUUGAUGCUUGUGGUGCAAUGCAAAUCAAGUUUGAGACAAAUUCUGAAUUAUCAUGCUUGUCACAUGUAACACAGAUAGUGGUGCAAAGUUAUUAUACAUGUAGUUCCAAAUGUUGAAUUUACUGAAUCAUGUAUUUGAAAUAAAUGUUUUCGUUAGUU
Messenger RNA from Haliotis rufescens (red abalone), 17427 nucleotides. RefSeq lists its product as uncharacterized. Gene Ontology annotation, cellular component: membrane. The record is from RefSeq and is a predicted model, not a curated record. The coding region runs from base 92 to 16666 and encodes 5524 amino acids. NCBI's taxonomy places the organism in Eukaryota, Metazoa, Mollusca, Gastropoda, Lepetellida, Haliotidae. Gene Ontology annotation, molecular function: calcium ion binding; protein binding. The transcript has 70 exons.